UGAUUGGUCGAACCGCGAGAAUAGGAAGUGUCGCUCAGUAGUAUGGGCUUAACAUGGCUAGCUAAGUAGUAUCUGGUUAACAUAAUUCAAAAGCCUGAAGCUUUUGCGUGUCGCUGUUAAACUCGGAUGUUUUUGGUUUACCGAGAGGUGCCCGGCAACCAUUUGUGAGCGCGAGAAGUUGCGUCACUUAUAAACAUCGCGCUAUUUGGUCGGCCGUUUGUGUGGCUGUGUAGCUUGUUAGCUAGCGAACGUUAAACGUCAUUCAGACAGUUGCUGCUCUGCUAACGUAGCUCUGCGUUAGCUUGUUUGUUUUUUUACAGCUGCAGUGGCUGAAAUCUACCAAGUGGUCAUUCCGAGAAAAGUUCUGUUUAGUCGAGCGUGUGUGCGAGUUUAUUCAUGCUACACGUCGUCGUGUGACUCAACCGUAGCUGAAUGUUUGGUGUGAGACACAGCAGCAGCUACAGCUAGCAGAUCGUUAGCUUGUCAACACCAACAACAAUGGGCUAUAAAAGGUGUUUUAAAAAUGCGAGAACGAUUUAUCUUUUGACCCUUCUGCUGAUGGUCUUCGCCAAAGAAAUAACAGCUGAUGAGGAGCAACAUGGGAAUGACGGGCCAGAGCUGAAGUCUUACCAUGAUCCAGACUCUGAAGAGGAAGACGUCCAUUUGGCAACUGACAUCGUGGCCAGUUCCUCUGUGACCUCUGGUCACGAAGUGUCCCAGCCAGAGGAGGAGGAACAGUCCCCGGCGGAGGGACUGGAGGGAGAGGAGAAGGAGGACCUGCCCGAGCAGCCUCCUCCAGUUGAAGAGAAACCUAAAGAGGUUCCUGUGGUGAAUGGAGGCACAGCCCAUGGAGAGCCCUGCAUCUUCCCCUUCCUCUUCCAGGGGAGGGAGUACUUUGACUGUACCACUGAUGGACGGGGGGAUGGCCGGCUGUGGUGCGCCACAAUCUAUGACUAUGACCAGGAGAAGAAGUGGGGUUUCUGUGAGACGGAGGAGCAGGCGCAGCAGAGACUGCUGGCCGAGGAGGCCGAUGAGCAGUAUGUGACUGUCCUGCGCAUGCUCAAUGCCACCACCAGGAGGACCCAGAAGAAAGAGUUAUACGAAAAGCUGCUGAAAGUAGCAGAGAAAGGCCACCAGAAAGCCAUGGAGAAGGUGGCCUAUGCCAUGCUGUUUGGAGACUACAUGCACCAGAACGUGACCACGGCCAAAGCCAUGUUUGAGAAGCUCGCCGUCGAGGGCUCGCCUAAAGCUCAGACGGCUCUUGGCUUUCUGUACGCAGCAGGACUUGGAGUUAACUCAAGUCAGGCUAAGGCCCUGGUUUACUACACUUUUGGUGCACUGGGUGGAAACCUGGUUGCUCAUAUGAUCCUGGGCUACAGAUACUGGGGAGGUGUGGGUGUUCCCCAGAGCUGUGAGUCAGCGCUAACGCACUACAGACUUGUGGCAAAUCAGGUGGCCAAUGAUGUGUCCCUGACCGGGGGCUCAGCGGUGCAGAGGAUCCGGCUGCUGGACGAGGUGGAGAACCCAGGGUCCACCAGUGGGAUGCUGGAGGAGGACUUGAUCCAGUACUACCAGUUUCUGGCUGAGAAAGGAGAUGUUCAAGCUCAGGUGGGAUUGGGUCAGCUGCACCUGCACGGAGGACGUGGAGUAGAACAGAACCCCCAGAGGGCGUAUGACUACUUCACCCAGGCUGCAAAUGCCGGGAAUACACACGCCAUGGCUUUCCUCGGCAAGAUGUACUCCGAAGGCAGCGAGUAUCUCCCCCAGAACAACGACACGGCCCUGCAGUACUUUAAGAAGGCCUCUGACCUGGGUAAUCCAGUGGGACAGAGUGGCCUGGGCAUGGCCUACCUGUAUGGGAGAGGUGUCCCAAUAAACUAUGAGCUGGCACUGAAAUACUUCCAGAAGGCAGCGGAGCAGGGCUGGGUGGACGGACAACUCCAGCUGGGCACCAUGUAUUACAACGGCAUCGGCGUAAAGCGCGAUUACAAGCAGGCACUCAAAUUCUUCAACCUGGCCUCGCAGGCGGGCCACAUCCUGGCCUUCUACAACUUGGCCCAGAUGCACGCCACCGGUACCGGUGUGAUGCGCUCCUGCCACACCGCCGUGGAGCUUUUCAAGAACGUGUGCGAACGCGGCCGCUGGUCAGAGCGACUCAUGGCGGCCUACGGCAGCUUUAAGGAGGGCGAGUCCGACGCGGCGCUGGUCCAGUACCUGCUGCUGGCUGAGCAGGGCUACGAGGUGGCCCAGAGCAACGUGGCCUUCAUUCUGGACCAGACAGAAGGAGCACGGAUCUUCACGGAGAACGAGACCUACCCUCGGGCUUUGCUCCACUGGACCAGAGCGGCAGCACAAGGUUACACCGUGGCGAGGAUAAAACUAGGGGACUACCACUACUACGGCCAGGGCACAGAUGUGGACUAUGAGACGGCCGUCAUCCACUACAGACUGGCAUCGGAGCAGCAGCACAGCGCCCAGGCCAUGUUCAACCUGGGUUACAUGCAUGAGAAAGGCCUGGGCAUCAAACAGGACAUCCAUUUAGCCAAGCGCUUCUACGACAUGGCCGCGGAAGCCAGUCCUGAUGCCCAGGUUCCGGUUUUCUUGGCCCUGUGCAAGCUGGGCCUGGUUUACACUCUGCAGUACCUGCAGGAUCUUAAUUUAAAGGAGCUGAUUUCUCAGGUGGACCUGGACCAGCUUCUCGGCCCGGAGUGGGACCUCUACCUCAUGACCGUCAUCGCCCUGCUGCUCGGCACGGUCAUCGCCUACAGGCAGCGCCAGCACCAAAUCAUAGUUCCUCCUCGCCCGCCCGUACCUGCUCCAGCGCCCCCACCUAGACCCCCUCAGGAACAGUCGCAGGCCGAGGCCGAGCCCCCGGGUCAGGAAGAAACGCAAGCCCAGGGUCCGGCCCAGGAGGAAGAGGAAGAGCAGCAGCAGUGAGAGAGAGAGAGAGAGAGAGGGAGCCAGACGGCGCGAGUGCAGUGAAAGACUGACAGGAGGCUCUGCCAGCUGGUGCUCACGAGCUGAAAACUUGCCAGUCUGAGCGCUUCUCUCACUCAAAAAUAAAGACUAAAGAUGGCUGCUGAACUGUGCAGUCCCACAACUCCUUUUUCUCUGUUUAAAAUAAGCUGGUCCUGUGCUGGAGAGAGACUGGAGUGUGGGGGGGAGGGGGGAGGGUGUUUAUGGACAAUGCUACAGAGCGUUGAGAGUACACCACAGACUUGGAACUUGCUGGUCUGUGACUCAGGAUACUGACGGAAGCACCCGUGUCCUCGCCAUGGAGAAGAAAAAAAAUACAAAAAUCAAAGGCAUAGUUGGAAUCUGAAAUGUGCUUUUUAGUUUCUUCCUACUUUCCCUUUUUUGAGAACAUCACACACUGCCUCAAUUCUAAUUCUUUUUCUUUUAGAAAAAUAACAGGCAGGAACAUGCGAGUCAUUUUAUUUGCUAGUUGGUAAAAAGAAAAAAAAGUCAUGUUUUUGCAUGUUUUCUCUAAUUUUUACUUUCAUUUUAGGCACCCCCUUUAUUUGCAGAUACUUGACUGAGCUAAUUUUUACAUGAAUUUUUGCAUUAAUUAGUUACUCAUUUGGUUGAUGUGUUGAGUCAGUACUUUUUCAAACCUGUAAUUCACUUAAAAAGAAAAAGAUGAAUUGAUGUUCAUUCAACUAUAGUGCUAAAUUGUGCUCGGGGGGCCAUGUCGUGUCAUUCGUAUGAGAAUAAGAAAAUCUGUUGAGCAGUUUGCUUUAAUCAAUAGAAAAAGCUGUACCGGGAUAGAUAAUAUAUAAUUUUCUGAGUUCACCGCGUUGAUGUUUGUUAUGUUUUCAUACACGACAGACACAAAGGAUGAGAAGCUGCUGAAGUCAAAGUCACUGAGCUGUCAAAGAAUCCUUGAUGCACAUCCUUCUUUUUUUUUAAAAUCCUACAGACGCUUCUUUUUCUUUUAAAACCCCAAACAACAAUCUAAAGAGAAAAACGGUGUGUGGCGCAAGCGGAGCAGUGAAAGAUGUACUGUGCGUGGUGCGUUUCCACCAACGGGCUUUGAUUUCACCCUCGUGGUCGGUAGCUCGGCAGCUCCUCUCAUCCCACAUCCGCCUUUUUUCUUUUCUUUUUUUAGUUCGUUAAGCCUCGAGUUCGCUGAGGCAGAAAUUGGAGCAGCCUUAAAGAUAGCAGCGCCUCAAACUCUGGAUUGUUUCCAUAUAUUACAGGAAGUGUGUGUGUGUGUGUGUGUGUGUGUGUGUGUGUGUGUGUGUGUGUGUGUGUGUGUGUGUGUGUGUGUGUGUGUGUGUGUGUGUGUGUGUGUGUGUGUGUGUGUGUGUGUGUGUGUGUGUGUGUGUGUGUGUGUGUGUGUGUGUGUGUGUGUGUGUGUGUGUGUGUGUGUGUGUGUGUGUGUGUGUGUAUACAACUUCAGCUGUUGUGAGAAUUCCCACCCCCUCACCAAAAGUCCAAGUUGGAUCUCCGCCGACACUUUUCAGCUACAAUGGACCUAAAUCUGCGAAAUGAAGCCAUGGUUAGGCCAUCCAGUAUUUAUCAAAACAAAAUAAGAAACUUCCUUUUUUUUAAACACAUUCUCACCCCUCCCCCAAAGUCCAUUGGUUCAGUUCCACAGUCCGUGCUUGUUGUUGUUGUUGUUGAUCAAAACCAAUUGGCCUGCAUGAAGUCAAACGGGACGUCGACACAACUCAGUUUGUCUCAAAUGAAACACUGGUCACGUUUUUACCAUCGCAAAUACAAGUUUAUAAAGAAAUUAAUAAAUGAUAUAUGGAUA
Messenger RNA from Cyclopterus lumpus (lumpfish), 4759 nucleotides. It is a transcript of the gene sel1l, whose product is annotated as SEL1L adaptor subunit of ERAD E3 ubiquitin ligase. The record is from RefSeq and is a predicted model, not a curated record. Lineage: Eukaryota; Metazoa; Chordata; Actinopteri; Perciformes; Cyclopteridae. Gene Ontology annotation, biological process: ERAD pathway. Gene Ontology annotation, cellular component: endoplasmic reticulum membrane. Gene Ontology annotation, molecular function: protein binding. The transcript is spliced from 21 exons. Bases 499 to 2937 code for a protein of 812 amino acids.